This is a messenger RNA of Alternaria triticimaculans, 594 nucleotides long. RefSeq lists its product as uncharacterized. Bases 1 to 594 code for a protein of 197 amino acids. NCBI's taxonomy places the organism in Eukaryota, Fungi, Ascomycota, Dothideomycetes, Pleosporales, Pleosporaceae. The record is from RefSeq and is a predicted model, not a curated record. The transcript is spliced from 2 exons.
AUGAGCCAUUCUUUACCGCCCACACCCAUGGACUUCCGCUUCCUUGAUCUACCCGCCGACAUCAGGCUCAUGGUUUACGAGUUCCUGCCAACAUGUCUUGCGCACAACGAGAUCACCAUCGAGACGGACAAUGAGAGCGGACUUCUUAAGACGAAAACCACGAAAGUCAAGCUCAUUAACAUUUGGUAUCCUACCACCGUACGACUUAUCUCCAAGAUCAUCCGAGAAGAAGCUACACCAAUCAUUGCGCGCACUGCGGCUAAGCGCAACAGCGCACUAGUAGUCGACGGCUUUUCCAAGGUGUCGCGAUCGGGCCCUAAACUCAUUGUCCUAUGUGGAGAUCUGGAAGUCAUUGCGCGCAAGCAAGGACCUCUUGAGGCAGCUUCGGAGUUUCUGACCUGGUUUUUGGAGGCGCGCAGGACAGGAUCUAGCUGCGUGACCGCUAUGCCCAAGAGUUCAGCUUCGGAUCCAAAUAGCCCGGCUAUAAUCCACUGGGCGCGUCAAGCCGGUGGUAGAUUUGGUUACUUUGUCGAGCACUUUGACCUUGAGUACGGAGAAUGGAUCGAGGCUUGGGUUCCGCAAGACUGCGUUUAG